Messenger RNA from Arabis nemorensis, 324 nucleotides. The record is from the annotation of a GenBank genome assembly. Lineage: Eukaryota; Viridiplantae; Streptophyta; Magnoliopsida; Brassicales; Brassicaceae.
AUGGAGAAUUAUUACAAAGAAACGGAAGUAACAACCGCCGCGUCUGGAAACCGCCGAGACGCAGUCGCGGUGAAAGGAUACAGCGCGAGUUUCGACGAUUCAGCCACCGCCGAUCAGAGUAACGAUUACCAGAUAAAGAUAAAGAAAAGCAAAAGCGUUCCAAACGCGGAUCGUGCGGCGUCUAGAAGCUGGAGUUUCAGCGAUCCAGAAUCGCGGAGGAAGAGAAGAGUCGCUGGUUACAAAGUUUAUUCCGUUGAACAGAAGAUGAAAGGAUCCAUUAGAAAAAGCUUCAAAUGGUUCAAAGACAUUAUCGGUAUUUCUUAA